UUUUGGCAUUCUCUAUCCACCUUUUCGCUUAAUAACUUGUAGUAGUAGUUAACUUAUCAUCAUUUAAGCGGAUGAAAAUUAGGGGUUUCUGAGUAAAAAAAAAAUAUGGGUUCUAAAGGAAUUUUAUCAAAGAGGGCUGUGAAUACUGAAUCACCUGUUAUGGUUCAGAUUCAAGAAUUGCUUAGAGGUGUCAAGGGUGCUAUAUCCCUAGCUCAGGGUAUUGUGUACUGGCAACCACCUAAAGAAGCCUUAGAGAAGGUGCAAGAACUUGUGUGGGAGCCUUCAAUUAGUCGUUAUGGUGCGGAUGAAGGUCUUCCUGAGCUCAGGGAAGCAUUGACUAAAAAGUUGCUUGAAGAAAAUAAGUUAUGCAAAUCUUCAGUGAUGGUAACUGCAGGGGCAAAUCAGGCAUUUGUGAACAUUGUUCUUGCACUGUGCGAUGCUGGGGAUUCGGUUGUUAUGUUCGCACCAUACUACUUCAACUCGUACAUGUCGUUACAGAUGACAGGUGUUACCAAUAUUCUUGUGGGUCCUGGCGAUCCAACUACGCUUCAUCCGGAUGCAGAUUGGCUAGAAAAAACUUUGCGGGAAACCAAACCUACACCAAAGUUUAUUACAAUUGUUAAUCCCGGGAACCCAUCUGGAACUUACAUCCCCGAACCCCUUCUGAAGAAAAUAUCAGAUAUCUGCGAAAAUGCUGGAUGUUGGCUUGUUGUAGAUAACACAUACGAAGUGAACAGGUAUUUUAUGUAUGAUGGUUUGAAGCACUCUUGCAUAGAGGGAAAUCACAUUCUCAACAUUUUUUCCUUCUCUAAAGCUUAUGGGAUGAUGGGUUGGCGAGUCGGAUAUAUAGCAUUUCCGUCCGAAGUUAAAGAUCUUGCACAACAACUCCUUAAAAUCCAAGACAACAUACCCAUAUGUGCUCCGCUAAUCUCACAACGACUAGCCCUUCACUCGAUGGAAGUGGGUUCACAAUGGGUCACGGAUCAGGUCAAAGAUCUGGUCAAAAACCGCCAACUUCUUGCCAAUGCAUUAUCACCAUUAGGGAAGGGUGCGGUCAAAGGCGGAGAAGGGGCCAUUUACUUGUGGGCCAAGUUACCAGAGAAGUUUGUUGAUGAUUUUAAGGUGGUCCGUUGGCUCGCUAACAAGCACGGUGUGGUUCUAAUCCCAGGCAGCUCGUGUGGGGGCCCGGGUCACGUUCGGGUAUCGUUUGGUGGUCUGAUGGAGAAUGAUUGCCGGCUUGCAUCGGAGAGGUUGAAAAGAGGGUUGGAAGAAUUGGUCAAAGAUGGAAUGAUUUGACUUUGAUCUCUAGUGUUGUUGUUCAAUAUAAUUUAAGAGAUACAAAAAAGUUUACAGGUUGAAUUUAUACAAUAAAUGGAAAGUUUCUGCUGAAACUGAAGGUCUCUUUAUUUUA
Helianthus annuus (common sunflower) is the source of this 1411-nucleotide messenger RNA. Its product is annotated as aromatic aminotransferase ISS1. Bases 106 to 1296 code for a protein of 396 amino acids. The record is from RefSeq and is a predicted model, not a curated record. Gene Ontology annotation, molecular function: catalytic activity; pyridoxal phosphate binding. NCBI's taxonomy places the organism in Eukaryota, Viridiplantae, Streptophyta, Magnoliopsida, Asterales, Asteraceae. Gene Ontology annotation, biological process: biosynthetic process. The transcript is spliced from 9 exons.